Molecule: messenger RNA, 13603 nt
Organism: Coregonus sp. 'balchen'
Lineage: Eukaryota; Metazoa; Chordata; Actinopteri; Salmoniformes; Salmonidae
Source: the annotation of a GenBank genome assembly
CCCUCAUACCUCCCUCCCUGACUGUCACAGUCUCAAGCCAGACCAGACAACUAACUCCUCAAAGGAUAUAGGAUGCAGUAAUGGAGGCCCCUGGAAGAAGGACCUUUAUCACUCUGUGCCUCUACACUGCACUACUUACUCUCUCAGGUAAGAGGAAGAAGAAAUAUACUGUUGAUGUCUAGUGUUACUGUCACUAUAGUCACCUUGUUGGGGAUACCAGUGCGGUGGAAAGAUUGAAGAGUUGGGAUCUUUAGUGGUGUGUCUGAGUAUUGGAAAUAUCGGAUGAAACAGUUAUGGUUAAUGUUGUUAUCUGGGCAUACCUGGUGAUUGGUCUAUUGCUGUCAUUUCAGCAAUGUUAAUUGAAUGUCAUUUCAGGAGAAAUUCAUUAAAUGUUUUGAAAGUGUAACUAAAAGUAUGGGCCUACAUCAACAUUGCCAAUUAUCUUGUCAUUAGACUGUAUUUUAUUUGAUCAGUUAUUAGACGCAUAAUAGAAUGGUACUUUCUAAUCAUAGUGUAUAGGACAGGAAUACCCUUAUGCAUGUGUGUUGAUGCAUGGCGUUGAUGUCAGUGUUGGCCCAUGUUGAGUCUAUGGUACAGUCUAUGGUACAGACGUCUACGUAAACAUAUCUGACCAAAUUACACGUGAUUUCAGUUCUGGGUUAACCGAGAUUCAUUCUAUGGUGGUUGACGAAGUUGUUGUUACAUUGUUAUGUCACAGUGCAGUAGCUACCGAUAUUUAUGAUCUGAUUCCCAUGUUUCAUAUACUUUAUGCUGGCUUUUAUGGUCAAAAUACGUUUUUUUUAGCAUUUCUAUGUAUGGUUCUGUAGCGGGUGAUGAUGGACGGAGUCAGACGCAGGAGAGGAAAUCAUGGAAUAAAUGGUUUAAUCAAUAAACAGAGGUACGCAGUGAUGCGUAAUACACACCAGUGCGGACGAACGGCACAAUGGGGAAAAUAAGGCACACGGGUGAAUAACCCAGCGAUACACAAAUAGGAACGAGCUCCACCGAGCUAUAAUCUCCUCUACAAUAAACAAUCACACACAAAGACAAGGGGGCAGAGGGAACACUUAUACAGGUACUGAUGAGGGGAUAUGAACCAGGUGUGUGUAAUAAACAAGACAAAACAAAUGGAAUGAUGAGAUGAGGAGCGGCAGUCGCUAGUAGGCCGGUGACGACGAACGCCGAAGCCUGCCCGAACAAGGAGAGGAGGCAGCUUCGGAGGAAGUCGUGACAGGUUCAGACAGUCAGACUUUAGACAGUCAGAAGAUGGAGGAAGGACACACUGGAAAGAGUUCAUCAACCAGGCCUCUGGUGACUCAGCUUGGGACGAGCUUGGACCAGACAUAGGGUCGGCAUUUCUAUCACACUGGCCCAUUUCUUUCCUGAAGUCUCCCACACGGCACAUUUUUUUCACUAUAGGCCCCCAUUAUUUGCCAAAUAAAUUAUAAUGGGUCAGUCCAUCUGGCAUUUGCCAGUAUUGCCCUAUGGCCAGUCCUUCCCUGCUGAUGAUAAUAGAUGUCCAACCAAUCUCACAUGACCAGAUAAGCUCAACAUCUGAUGUCCUAACAAAACAAUGGAGCUCACUUCUAAGAAUGUGUUUGUAUUUGCUCCUGUAAGUCGCUCUGGAUAAGAGCGUCUGCUAAAUGACUAAAAUGUAAAAUGUAAUGUAAAUGUAUUGGAGCUCACUUCUAAGAAUGUGUUCAUAUUGGAGCUCACUUCUAAGAAUGUGUUCAUAUUGGAGCUCACUUCUAAGAAUGCGUUCAUAUUGGAGCUCACUUCUAAGAAUGUGUUUGUAUUCACUUGAGAGAUCUUGUUUAUGUAAUCAAGGAAGGAGGAGGGGGACACUUGAUGGUGGUGCAUCAGUAGCAUUCAGCUGGCCAAUUUGUGUAUAUAAGUGUGUGUGUGUGUGUGUGUGUGUGUGUGUGACAGUGAAGACAUCCCCUCACCUUCUCAGAGCCCAUUGCCUCCACUGUCACUGUCUCUUAUCACCACAACAAUCCCAGGCUUGUUUAGUAACAACAGUGGCAGCAGCGGGUUCAGCACACUGUCCUGCUUAUUUGACAGACCUUCCCCAGCCUUAUGCUGGAGUACACUGUCACACUUUUAGCCCCCUGCCACACACACACAUUGAUGGCCUAGCUUGCAGGCCACUCGGAGUGUGACAUGGAUGGGGGAAGGCUGUGUGUAUUAUUUAAGACAUAACACCAGGCACACAGUUCAUCUAUUGUGAUGAACAACAGUGGCAGUCAGCAGGGCCUGGACGUCCCCCCGGGAGAACUGUACUGAAUGGAAGGAGGGAGAGGAGAGAGAGGAGAGAGAGAGAGAGAGAGGAGAGAGAGAGAGAGAGAGACGAGAGAGGAGAGAGGAGAGGAGAGAGAGAGAGAGAGAGGAGAGGAGAGAGAGAGGAGAGAGGAGACGAGAGAGAGAGAGAGAGAGAGAGAGGGAAGGAGGGAGGUGGAAGAGGAGGGAGAGAGUGGGAGGGGAGAGGAAGGAUUGGAGGAGCGGGAUAGAGGAUGGAAGAGGGAGGGAGGGGGGAGGGAGGGAGGGAGGGAGGGAGAGAGAGAGAGAGAGGUAGGAGGAGGAAGGGAGGGAGGGAGGGAGGGAGGGAGGGAGGGAGGGGAGGGAGGGAGGGAGAGGUAGGAGGAGGAAGGGAGGGAGGGAGAUAGAAAAUAGAGGGCAUAGAAACAGAGAGAAAGUGAUAGGGGAGUGGGGAGAGCGAGAGAGAAGGAGAUGGAGGGGGGAAGGGGGGGGGGGGGGGGUUAACCUGUGUACAGCCUACCUGCCUGAUGCUGUUUAAUCUGAGAUGGCAACACAACACACACAUAACCCACUCCCUUCCUAUUCCUAGAAACGUAACCCUGCUAUUGCCAAAAUAGCUGCAAAACUUCACAUUAGUUAUUUUGAAAAAGAAAGACAAUGUGGAAGAGCAAAAACCAAAUGAACACAGUUCUUUCUCUAUUAUACAGUAUGUCGUACCACAAAGGUGAUUUUUUUUCUGUCAGUUAUCAGUGUGCAAAAUCCUUAUGGCAACUGCAGUCUACGCUAACGUAGACAGAGCACAGUGCACGAUGUUCAAUGGCUAAAUCAUACAGCUUAAAUAUGUUUGCUUUAAUACCUGUUAGUAGCAAUAUGAUAGGCUUGUCAAUGUCUCGCAAUCACUUAUGAAUUGGGUUAAUAUUUGCUUACCUCAGUUUCAGGACAGAGUUCUGGAUAAAGUAAAUGGAAUGAAUAAAUAGCAUGACACAGGUGUGUUAAUCAUGUAAACAUAGGAGGAUAUCUCAGUCUAACCUACUCUUUCUGCUUUACAAAGCUCAGCAUCAAGAGGAGUCUGCACAUGCUGUAAAAUAGACUGCUAUGGCUUUCAUUUUCAUGUUCAUGAAAAGCUCACUGGUUUGUACGUGUGAUCAGGGCCCGUAUUCAUAAAGCAUCUCGGAGUGCUGUAGGAGUGCUGAUCUAGGAUCAGGUCCUCCUGUUCAUAUAAUCCUAUCUCUUACACUUAGAUGCUUUAUGAAUACGGGCCCAGAUUGAAUUCAUGUGCGACGUGUUUACACAACUCUCACAACCAGAAAUAUACAGGGACUACUGUAGGUACAUCUAUAAUGGAACGCUAAUCAGUCAGGCCAAACAUUGCAGUUUUUAAAAAUUUUACUGACUUUAUUGUCCCCAUGGGGAAAUGUUGUUGCAGUAUCAUGUACAGUUGAAGUCGGAAGUUUACAUACACUUAGGUUGGAGUCAUUGAAACUCAUUUUUCAACCACUCCACAAAUUCUUUACAGACAGAUUAUUUCACUUAUAAUUCACUGUAUCACAAUUCCAGUGGGUCAGAAAUUUACAUACACUAAGUUGACUGUGCCUUUAAACUGCUUGGAAAAUUCCAGAAAAUGAUGUCAUGGCUUUAGAAGCUUCUGAUAGGGUAAUUUACAUAAUUUGAGUCAAUUGGAGGUGUACCUGUGGAUGUAUUUCAAGGCCUACCUUCAAACUCAGUGCCUCUUUGCUUGACAUCAUGGGAAAAUCAAAUGAAAUCAGCCAAGACCUCAGAAAAGAAAUUGUACACCUCCACAAGUCUGGUUCAUCUUUGGGAGCAAUUUCCAAAUGCCUGAAGGUACCACGUUCAUCUGUACAAACAAUAGUACGCAAGUAUCGCCACCAUGGGACCACGCAGCCGUCAUAACGCUCAGGAAGGAGACGAAUUCUGUCUCUUAGAGAUGAACGUACUUUGGUGCGAAAAGUGCAAAUCAAUCCCAGAACAACAGCAAAGGACCUUGUGAAGAUGCUGGAGGAAACAGGUACAAAAGUAUCUAUAUCCACAGUAAAACGAGUCCUAUAUCGACAUAACCUGAAAGGCCGCUCAGCAAGGAAGAAGCCACUGCUCCAAAACCGUCAUAAAAAAGCCAUACUACGGUUCGCAACUGCACAUGGGGACAAAGAUCGUACUUUUUGGAGAAAUGUCCUCUGGUCUGAUGAAACAAAAAUAGAACUGUUUGGCCAUAAUGACCAUCGUUAUGUUUGGAGGAAAAAGGGGGAACUUGCAAGCCGAAGAACACCAUCCCAACCGUGAAGCACGGGGGUGGAAGCAUCAUGCUGUGGAGGUGCUUUGCUGCAGGAGGGACAGGUGCACUUCACAAAAUAGAUGGCAUCAUGAGGAAGGAAAAUUAUGUGGAUAUGUUGAAGCAACAUCUCAAGACAUCACUCAGGAAGUGAAAGCUUGGGUCUUCCAAAUGGAAAAUGACCCCAAGCAUACUUCCAAAGUUGUGGCAAAAUGGCUUAAGGACAACAAAGUCAAGCUAUUGGAGUGGCCAUCACAAAGCCCUGACCUCAAUCCUAUAGAAAAAGUGUGGGCAAAACUGAAAAAGCCUGUGCGAGCAAGGAGGCCUACAAACCUGACUCAGUUACACCAGCUCUGUCAAGAGGAAUGGGCCAAAAUUCACCCAACUUAUUGUGGGAAGCUUGUGGAAAGCUACCUGAAAUGUUUGACCCAAGUUAAACAAUUUAAAGGCAAUGCUACCAAAUACUAAUUGAGUUUAUGUAAACUUCUGACCCACUGGGAAUGUGAUGAAAGAAAGAAAAGCUGAAAUAAAUCACUCUCUCUAAUAUUAUUCUGACAUUUCACAUUCUUAAAAUAAAGUGGUGAUCCUAACUGACCUAAAACAGGGAAUGUUUUACUAGGAUUAAAUGUCAGGAAUUGUGAAAAACUGAGUUUAAAUGUAUUUGGCUAAGGUGUAUGUAAACUUCCGACUUCAACUGUACAUGUUUAAAGUGGCGUUUAAAUACAGUAGCCAACAAAUUGAAAAUACUAAAUUCACUACAGUUACAUACAGUAUAUACCAAUGAAAGAGACUAGUCUGCUGGCCUUACAAGGUGGAUAGGAAUAUUAGCCCAAGCUGUUUAGGAGGGAUAUCACACCUGGUACAAAUCACUGUCUAGUGGUGUUUUUCCUGCCAGGGGGUGCCCUAUACCUUCACCCAGAGGAGAGUAGUUCAAAGUCUGGGUACAGGGGGUGGUUUGGGUCUAAAAUGUUUUUGUGAGCCUGCUGAGGGCCCUGACCUUAAAGAUCUCAUCCAAGCCUGUCUGUUUGACUCCAAGUACCUUGCUUGCUGUGGUGAUAAUCCCUCUCAGCAUUUUCUGGCUGACAAUGGCAUUACCAAAACCAACAAACAAUACAAAAGUUAAAAUACUCUCAAUGAAAGAUUUGUAGAACAGAGUCAGUAUAGUCCAGUCAACAUUAAAAGAUCCCAGCUUUCUGAGAAAGUACAGUCUCGGCUGACGCUUUGUGUAGAUCAGGUCUGUAUAUUUACUCCACUGAAGCUUAUUGUCCAAGAGGACACCCAGAUAUUUGUAGUCCUCUACAAUCUCUAUGUUCUGAACUCUGAUAGAUGUUGCAGAGGUGGGUGUUGUUCGCUUCCUGAAGUCUAUGCACAUCUCUUUGGUCUUGUUGGUAUUGAGGACCAAGUGUGAUUCAUCACACCACUCUACAAAGUAAUUUAGGACUGGGCCAUGGUGUUCCUUGUCAUCAUGCAACAGGCUGAUCAAGGCAGUGUAAUCAGCAAACUUGACAAGGUGUCUGUCAGGAUGGGAACUAGUACAACUAUUUGUUUACAAGAUGUACAGGAGUGGGGACAAAACACAUCCCUGUGGGGUGUUGGUGGUGCGUAUGUCCGACACGUGAGGACCCACCUUGACCCGCUAUGACCUCGGCUCAGGAAGUCUAACAGUCACAAAACCAGCCCCCCAUCUAAGGAGAGGUCCCUUAUGAGUCUCUGUGCCAGAAUGUAAGGCUGGAUUGUGUUGAAGGCAGAAGAAAAGUCAAUAAACAGAACCCUGACAUGGGAUUUAGCGCCCUCUAGAUGUCUAUAGACCAUGUUGAGGAGAGGAAGAAUGGCAUCAUCAACUCCUCUGCUGGGCUGAUAGGCAAACUGAAACGGGUCGAGGAACUUCUGGGUGGCGCUGAGGAUACGACUUUAUGGGUAGGAAACAAAGUGGCCCAACACAUGAACAGGUCCACCCCACCCUCUGAGAUUAUUUGUUAAAAUGUUCUCUCUUUUUCUCUCUCUCUCUCUCUCUCUCUCUCUCUCUCUCUCUCUCUCUCUCUCUCUCUCUCUCUCUCUCUCUCUCUCACCCCUUCCUUCCCUCUAUAAUGCUCUCUCUCUCUCUCUCUCUCACCCCUUCCUUCCCUCUAUAAUGCUCUCUCUCUCUCACCCCAUCCUUCCCUCCAUCCUCAGAAGUAAACUCAGAGAUCGUCCAUGUUCCGUCCGUGCUCCAUGGUGUCAAAGGGAAGUCCCUCCUCCUCUCAGUGGAGACUUACUUCCGAUUGGAGGACGUUGAGAUCCAGGGCAGCUGGUACCAGACCCGGCCGGGGGGCCCCAAAACCCUCCUGGUGACAUUCCACAACCACACAGCCAUCAUGGUGGCCUCGAUGAGACACAGGAACCGCUACGGCUUCCAGCCCCCCAACGCCUCUCUCCUGAUCCCCAGGCUGGACGAGGCGGCGGAGGGGGACUAUCACCUGGACCUGGACAUUCAGCUCCCCCAGAGACAGGAGCUCGUCAGGGCCGAGAGGACUGUCCACGUCACCGUAGAUGGUGAGUUAGUGGACACCAGAGAAUCUUAUCUAUCAGACUGUAUAGUCCUUUAUAGAUUUAUUAAAGCAAUAUAAAAGACGUAUUAAGAGGGUAAGACAUAUGUUUAUUUUUGCCUUGAUCAAAUCAAAUCAAAUUGUAAUUGUCACAUGCGCCGAAUACAACAGAUGUAGACCUUACAGUGAAAUGCUUACUUACAAGCCCAUAACCAACAAUGCAGUUACUAAAUAAACUAAAGUAAAAAAUAAAAUAAAAAGCAACACAAUCAAAUAACGAGGUUAAUUCAGUAACUAGGUUCAUUCAGUAACUAGGAUCCUUAAGUAACUAGGUUCAUUCAGUAACUAGGAUCCUUCAGUAACUAGGUUCAUUCAGUAACUAGGUUCCUUCAGUAACUAGGUUCAUUCAGUAACUAGGUUCAUUCAGUAACUAGGUUCAUUCAGUAUCUAGAAUCCUUUAGUAACUAGGUUCAUUCAGUAACUAGGAUCCUUCAGUAACUAGGUUAAUUCAGUAACUAGGUUCAUUCAGUAACUAGGAUCCUUCAGUAACUAGGUUCCUUCAGUAACUAGGUUUAUUAAGUAACUAGGUUCCUUCAGUAACUAGGAUCCUUCAGUAACUAGGUUCCUUCAGUAACUAGGUUCCUUCAAUAACUAGGAUCCUUCAGUAACUAGGUUCCUUCAAUAACUAGGAUCGUUCUGUAACUAGGUUCCUUCAGUAACUAGGAUCCUUCAGUAACUAGGUUCCUUCAGUAACUAGGUUCCUUCAGUAACUAGGAUCGUUCUGUAACUAGGUUCCUUCAGUAACUAGGUUCCUUCAGUAACUAGGUUCCUUCAGUAACUAGGUUUAUUAAGUAACUAGGUUCCUUCAGUAACUAGGAUCCUUCAGUAACUAGGUUCCUUCAGUAACUAGGUUCAUUCAGUAAUUAGGUUCAUUCAGUAACUAGGUUCAUUCAGUAACUAGGAUCCUUCAGUAACUAGGUUCCUUCAAUAACUAGGUUUAUUAAGUAACUAGGUUCCUUCAGUAACUAGGAUCCUUCAGUAACUAGGUUCCUUCAGUAACUAGGAUCCUUCAGUAACUAGGAUCCUUCAGUAACUAGGAUCCUUCAGUAACUAGGUUCCUUCAGUAACUAGGUUUAUUAAGUAACUAGAAAGAUUUGUACUUUUGUGGCUUAUUUGGCUGCACUUAAUAUGUGCCUAUCAUCAUCCUACUGUUUCAUCUCUCCCCUUCUCCAGUACCUGUGUCCACCCCAGUUAUCCAGAAGGCACCAUCUUCUACAGUUGUUGAGGACAAGGAGAACGUGACGUGGACCUGUAGGGUGGAGAACGGAACCAGGGUCCAGUACCAGUGGCUGAGGAACAACAUGCCCCUAGAUGUUAGUGAUCGCCAUCAGUUCUCCCAGGACAACUCUACUCUGGUGAUAAGCCCUGUGAAGAAGAAGGACAUUGGACAGUAUCGCUGCCUGGCCAGGAACCACAUCAGCCAGAGACAGAGCCACACCCUGGACCUCAGUGUCUUCUGUAAGUACUGUAGGUCUGUCUAUAACAGUACAUUACUGUAGGUCUGUCUAUAACAGCACAUUACUGUAGGUCUGUCUAUAACUGAACAUUACUGUAGGUCUGUCUAUAACAGCACAUUACUGUAGGUCUGUCUAUAACUGAACAUUACUGUAGGUCUGUCUAUAACAGCACAUUACUGUAGGUCUGUCUAUAACUGAACAUUACUGUAGGUCUGUCUAUAACUGAACAUUACUGUAGUUAUGUCUAUAACAGUACAUUACUGUAGGUCUGUCUAUAACAGCACAUUACUGUAGGUCUGUCUAUAACAGCACAUUACUGUAGAUCUGUCUAUAACUGAACAUUACUGUAGGUCUGUCUAUAACAGCACAUUACUGUAGGUCUGUCUAUAACAGCACAUUACUGUAGGUCUGUCUAUAACAGCACAUUACUGUAGGUCUGUCUAUAACUGAACAUUACUGUAGGUCUGUCUAUAACAGCACAUUACUGUAGGUCUGUCUAUAACUGAACAUUACUGUAGGUCUGUCUAUAACAGCACAUUACUGUAGUUCUACAACUACGUCUCAUACAACUAUGUCUCAUACAACAUGGGUCACAAUAGAACAUAAUGUUUGCUAUUCAUGAGCUAGUCAAUGCAGAAUACAUGUAAACAUUUGUAAAUAAGAGCCUGGGGAAGGAACUUAAUGACACAAUUUCCUGCACUGUAUUUUCCACAUUUUACAGAAGUGUAAAGACUUCCAUCCUCUUGGUAUUCUAUGAGUAAUACCAGUAUGUAAAUUCAAAACAUAAGAGAGCUCAGUGAGGUCGGAAAACAGAAGUGGCUGAAAUUUGCAUGGGAGUCUAUGUCUGACAGAGGUCCACUGUUCUAUGGCGAUACUAUCAUGUCAGUACUGCAGUAUCUCUACCGUGACUCUGUUAGGUUAAGGAAACCAGGCUGGUUGUGGCAGGUUUGGAGGUUAGCCUAUAUGGGAGGAUACUUUUAACAUAAGUCCCAUACAUGUAUGGCGUUUCUUCAGGCUAACACUCUGAUAAUACAAAUAAAUCAAAAUACAGUAAUUGCCACCUGUUUGGCUAAAGGAAGUGAGAAGACCUGGACCAACACAGUCGUGGCUAAAUCUACCACUAGUCCCUGUAGCAGUGAAACCACUAUAUGUCUUGUAACCUGAUUUGUAGUGGCGAAGAGCCAAAAGCAGCCUCACAAUAGGACGACAUGUUUGGUCAGUUAAUGACAUUCUGAAUUAUUGAUAAUAAAACAAUUUAUCCUAGCUGCCAAAGGAUCCUAGAUUUCCACAGUACCAAUAGAGUUUGAAGUCGAUCAUAAAACUAUGUUCCCAGAGUGCCGGUUUGUGACAAUAUGAACCACUCUGAUAUCUCCCAGAUGGCCCCUACAACCUGGCUGUGAAGUCUGACCAUGGUCUGCGGACUGGGGAGGUCUUCACAGUGAACCCUGGUGAGCUGGUGUUCUUCGACUGUCAGGCCGACUCCAACCCUCCCAACAGCUGUAUGUGGAUCUCCAAGACCAACAACGCCACUGAGGUCAUCACUGUGGGACUGCGCCUGGAGGUCACCUCCUACAAGCUAGCCCAGGCUGAGGAGUUCCUGUGUAGGGCCUUUAACAACGUGACCCAGAAGCAGGACGAGACCCAGUUCACCCUGGUGGUGGCCAGCCUGGUGACAGGUGGGUAAAGUUGGGCUGGGCUACUAGCCUGGGGUGCUGGAGGGAGCGUAGGAGGGACUGGGAACACACACACACACAGCCCUGGGGUGCUGGCAUAGCGUAGGUGGAACUGGGAAUCAGGUCUGGAUACACACUGUGCACCUUAUCAUGCCAUGAGGUACCAAGGUGAAGACCACAAAGAAGAGAAGAUGAGGCAUAAUGUCAAAGGGACAAAUGUAACCUACAUUUGAAACCUAAAUAGUUUGUAAAGUAUGACUUGUCUAAAUAUGAGCAGUAACCUUGCUUGCAGAGAGUCCAAAUGAAAGGUACCUUUAGAACAGAGCCAGUUAAUCCAUCCACACAAGGUGAAUCAUAAAUAUUGUAUUUCUCCUUAGUUGCCAAGUGCCGGUCACUCAGGCCUGUGUAAAAGUCCACUGGCUCUAUGGGAGAGUAAACAGAGAAAAAUAACAGCUGGCUGGUCUCAUUGUUGACAAUGUUUUACUGCAUGUAUGGAGUUUCUAUGCGUAGGUGGUUUCAGUCUCCAAAUUGAAAAAGAUACACAUAAUCUUGGCUACUGUAUAGCAAAUGACGCUGUAAAUAUAUAUAUCCUAUUGACGAUUAUCUAAAAAGUCAAUGAACAAACUAAACACACUAACUGUCCACCAAGUCUGGGUUGACAGGUUUACUCUCACCUUGGACUCUCUUCUCAAAUGAGUAGAAUGUAGUCACUAAACCUUCAGGGCCUGUUUCCCAGUCACAGAUUAUGUCUAGUCCUGGACUAACAAGCAUUCUCAAUAGAUAUUCUCCAUUGAAAGAGCUUCUUAGUCCAGGACUGGGCUUAAUCUGUGUCUGGGAAACCGGCCCUGUUUAAAGUUUUGAAAUGUGACUCUGAAUGAAAUAAUAAUAACUUUAUUUAUAGAAUGCUUUUCGAUAACAGUUUAACAAAGUGCUUCUCAUCAAGUGCAUAAUAAAAAAUAAAUAAAAGUACUACAGAAGAUACAGAGACAGAACAAUGGAGAAGGAAAACAAAAUAGCUAUAUUAAAUCAUACAUUAGAAGUUUGUUUUAUAAAAGUGGGUUUUCAGGAGGGGUUUUAAUAGAGGCACUGAUUCUGCAAGAGGUUAUGGUUAUUCUCUUUUAUUUGUAGGAAAGGAGAGAUAUGUCCAGGAGACCAGAUCAUUCUCUCCUCUGGCUGGCAUCACUCUGUCCUGUCUGUUCAUCAUUAGCUGUAUGUUACUGAUCUACUUCAGAAGGAGCUGUCAUCAUCCCAGGAGAGGUAAAUGUUAUGGUUAUCUUCAUAAUGACUUAGGGUGAUAGCAGCAACUGUAACCACAGUAGACACUAGACACUACUGUAGACACUAGACACUACUGUAGACACUAGACACUACUGUAGACACUACUGUAGACACUAGACACUACUGUAGACUCUACUGUAGACACUAGACACUACUGUAGACACUAGACACUACUGUAGACACUAGACACUACUGUAGACACUAGACACUACUGUAGACACUACUGUAGACACUAGACACUACUGUAGACACUAGACACUACUGUAGACACUACUGUAGACACUAGACACUACUGUAGACACUACUGUAGACACUAGACACUACUGUAGACACUACUGUAGACACUAGACACUACUGUAGACACUAGACACUACUGUAGACACUACUGUAGACACUAGACACUACUGUAGACACUAGGCACUAAUGUAGACACUAGACACUACUGUAGACACUAGACACUAGACACUAGACACUACAGUAGACACUAGACACUACUGUAGACACUAGAUUUUGAAGUUUGUUAACUAUACAGUACAUGCCAAUCAUCUGCCAAUGUUACAGUAUGUCAAACUCAAACAGCAUCUGUGGCAAAAUGACAUGUUUAUCUGAGGAAAAGGCAUUCAACUUAACAAAGGCCGAACACUUGCCUGUAGGGUAAAAUAGAAAUAGUUGUUGUUAUUAAAGAGUGAAAGAUGUAAUAUUAAAACAUCUACUGUUUAUUUUACAGUUCUCAUGAACAUCUAUAACAGGUAAGACCAUUACUGAUCAGUGCUUACACAUUAAUAAAGAUAACCUCUGUCUAGGUAGCCUAACUACAGUAAAUGGGUUAAAUUAGAAUUGCUUUGCCUCUCCCACGCAGACCUUUGACAGAACAGAAGCGCCCACACCGUUCAGGUAAGCUCCCUCUCUGUACCUGCAAUGUUCACCUUAUACCCUUACAUUCCUGCCUGUUGUUAGGCAGUGUCGUGUACAUAGCCCUAGCCAAACAAUACUCCUCAUAAACCCUUCACUAACAUAGAACAAUUACAGUAAUUAUACUUGUUUGUCUUGUGCAGGCAUAUUAGCCCAGAAGCUCGGUUGCUAAUCUCUUCAAGUUUCAGUUGGAUCUGUCUGUGCUUUAGUGAACUGAGUUGAAUACAUUUAACUAUGGUGGGGCAGUAUUCAGUUUUCCCCAAACCAAAAGUGACACAUGUCCUAAAUCAAAUAACCUACUAGGAAGGAACAAGAAACAGGAAGUAAAUAGAGAGGACACUACAUUGACACCAAAAAGUAUAUCAGGUGAAGAUGCUAACCAUCAACUACAUUGUACUUACAGGUCAUGAGGAUGCAACGGAAGACUUUGGCAUCUAUGAGUUUGUCUCUAUACCUGGGAAAAUUGAAUCUACACAGGUAUGUUGUAUGCCUUGCAACAAUACAGCUUCGUACAAUAGGCCUAGUUUUCUGUAGGAACACCUCUUUGAUAUUGUAAUGACCCUCGUUAAUGAGUCCACAUUAGGCUACCUAGCGGGCGGUAGGUAGCCUAGCAGUUAAGAGCGUUGGGCCAAUAACCGAAAGCUCGCUGGUUCGAAACCACGUGCCGACUAGGCAAGGCACUUAACCCUAAUUGCUCCUGUAAAUCUCUAUGGAUAAGAGCGCCUGCUAAAUGACUCAAAUGUAAAUGUACAACCCCCCCCCCCCCCCCCCACCAGGGGGUUAACUCUAUUGGAGGAAUGCUUAAUGUAUUUUCCUUUUACACAUGUGACCUGGGUUCUAUUCCCACUCCCUCCAUUUGCUAUAACAUGUAGUGUCCCUGAAUGUGUUGUUUGUUUUAAUUUCCCAGGCAUCUAGCAGAUCUCUGGCACACCUAGAGUCUGUCCAGGAUUUACAUACCACCAUCUAUGAUGUAAUCAGGCACAUCCCUGAAACUCCCACGCUGGCUACCCGGAGUCUGCUGGGAAAGCAGUGUGAAGGUUAACCAGAGACCAGAGUAUUAAAGACCCUCUCAUUCAUAUUUUUUCUCUCUUCAAAUUGUAUAUAUAUUCAAUGUGCUAUUUCAAGCUGCUUCUGGAAGUGGGCAAGAUUAUU